ACAGCGUUGAUCGUCCUAAUUUUCGCGGUCACUGCCAUCCAAACCAAUUACUCGGACAUUGAUCUGCCGGACGAUCACGUCAAGUAUUACUUCAACUCCUUUCCCACGGUAGCCGAAGACUGCCGCAAUAACACCGCUUGUCCGUACAAGGGUAGCCUCGACACCGAAGCUUGUUGGGGUUACGAGUCGAAUUGCAAAGCCGAAAAUUCGUUUUCCGUUGCUCAAUGUCCAGGUGAUCACAAAGGAUGGGUGACCACGAAGAAGGCUCAGCUGGACACGUUUUACGCUCAAGGCGAUUUCGGCUACGUGCGCGACCAGAGGAACGAGAUGUCGAUCUUUUGCGAACCAUUGUUUCUGGAGGACUCGUCCCUGGAGUGCUCGGAACACAUGAGAUUCUGUAGGGCGAGGAACGUAAUGAUAAAUUUCACGGAUCUCUUACACAGAAAGGAACCGAUACGGUACAAAAUGGACGUUUUGAAAGAGGGCCAGAUUGGCGGGUACUGCACAUUGAACGAGAAAAGACUAAAGGACAAUGCGGAUCACAUCAGUCCGCUGCAAUCUUGGGGGCCCGAAUUGCGAUAUUUCCAAAAGUUAAAUCGACCGCCGAUCGUCAACGGCGACUGCGAUAUCGUCAUAGAGAAGCCGACGUACAUCAUGAAGAUAGAUGCCAUAGUAAACAUGUACCAUCAUUUUUGCGACUUUUUCAAUUUAUACGCGUCAUUGCACGUAAACCUCACGCACCCCGCCGCCUUCAGCACUGAUAAUCACAUAAUGAUCUGGGAAAGCUACAGUUACCGUUCUGCGUUCCAAGACACCUUCGUGGCUUUCACGAGGAACCCGCUGUGGGAUUUAAAAACGUUCCGCGGGGAAACUGUCUGCUUCAAGAAUCUCGUGUUCCCGUUGUUGCCUCGCAUGAUCUUCGGCCUCUAUUACAACACGCCAUUGAUCUACGGUUGUGAGAAAAGCGGAUUAUUCAAAGCGUUCGGUGAUCACGUGCUGCACAGACUACGUAUACCUCUUCACGAGAGAAAGAACCAAAGGAUAAGAGUGACUCUGCUGAGUAGAGACACGCUGUAUAGGAAAAUUUUAAAUGAAGACGAGUUGGUGAAAGCGUUGAAGGAGAAUCCGGAAUAUAGAGUUAGAAAGGUAGUGUACAAUAAAAAGGUUCCAUUCAAAAAGCAACUAGAGAUCACGAGGAACUCUGAUAUCUUCAUUGGUAUUCAUGGAGCUGGUCUAACGCAUUUAAUGUUCCUACCAGACUGGGCGGCUGUGUUUGAGAUAUAUAACUGCGAGGAUCCAGGAUGCUACAAGGAUUUGGCACGUUUACGCGGUGUGAAGUAUUUCACGUGGGAGGAUACUUCGAAAUUGGUGCAGCAAGAUCCCGGUACGCAUCCUGAUGGAGGAGCUCACGCGAAGUUCACGAAUUACAGUUUUGACGUGAAAGAAUUCCUCCGCGUGGUUGCACAAGCUAGUGAUCAUGUAAAAAACCAUAGCGUUUUUAAAAAGUUCGUAAGUAAAAGAACUCGAAGUAAAAGGUCAGAUCUAACGAACGAAACUAGUACAAGUGAUGUUAAAGAUAUUGAAUCGCCUAAUUCGAAAGAACGGGUAAAAUUGAAACCUGACGUUCAAUCCAAAGAUGAAUUAUAA
This is a messenger RNA of Dufourea novaeangliae, 1647 nucleotides long. It is a transcript of the gene Eogt, whose product is annotated as EGF domain-specific O-linked N-acetylglucosamine transferase. NCBI's taxonomy places the organism in Eukaryota, Metazoa, Arthropoda, Insecta, Hymenoptera, Halictidae. Gene Ontology annotation, molecular function: protein N-acetylglucosaminyltransferase activity. The record is from RefSeq and is a predicted model, not a curated record. The annotation marks the transcript as partial. Gene Ontology annotation, cellular component: endoplasmic reticulum lumen. The transcript is spliced from 10 exons.